Trichosurus vulpecula (common brushtail) is the source of this 1493-nucleotide messenger RNA. RefSeq names its product E3 ubiquitin-protein ligase TRIM7-like. The record is from RefSeq and is a predicted model, not a curated record. Gene Ontology annotation, molecular function: zinc ion binding; protein binding. Bases 1 to 1173 code for a protein of 390 amino acids. The transcript is spliced from 7 exons. NCBI's taxonomy places the organism in Eukaryota, Metazoa, Chordata, Mammalia, Diprotodontia, Phalangeridae.
AUGGAUUCCCCAGCUCAAUUAUGUGCCCAGCACAGGGAGACGCUGAAGCUUCUUUGUCAGGAGGAUCAGAGGUCUAUUUGCAUGGUGUGUCAUGCCAUUCGGGUGCAUGCUACUCAUCAUCUGUUGCCCAUUGAUGAAGCUGUCCAAGACUGCCUAGAUAAACUGUCAACUCAUCUGGCAUUCCUGAAGACAAAAAAGGAAGAGGCCCUAGAGACAAAGCUGAGUGGGGAACAAGAGAUCCAGAGGAUGCUGGAUCUAGUAAGUAUGGAGAUGCAAAAGGUGGGAAGCAACUUCAGCAAAAUGCAAGAGUUUCUGAAAGAACAGGAGAAAUCGCUGUUGCUCCAGAUGGAAGAGCUCAACAGGGACAUUGCCCGAUGGAAGGAACAAUUCACCACCCAGCUUUCCAACAAGGUGUCACACCUCAGUAACCUCGUGGCUGAACUAGAAGAGCAGCGCCAGCGUCCAAUACUGGAGCUGCCAGAGGACGUUGGAGAUAUAUUAAAGAGGGCUGAGAUACCAAUGGCCACACUCUCUAAGGCUGUGCCCCCAGAGCUGAGAGACAGAAUCCAGCACCUCUCUGGGAAGAGCUGGGUCCUACAGAGGACUAUGAGGCGAUUCACAGAGUGUCUUCAAUCAGAAUUGGAGAAAAGGAAAGUGCUGCUGACUCUUAACCCAGACACAGCCAACACUCAUCUGUUUAUCUGUCCGGAUCAGAAGACUGCCUACUUCAGGGAAAUCCCACAGAAGUUACCGUAUAGCGCUGAGAGAUUUGACUCCCAUUUCUGCAUGCUGGGCGGGGAAGCCUUCAGCUCGGGGAAGCAUUGCUGGGAGGUGUGUGUGGGAGUGGGGUCAAUGGAAGGCUGGGCUGUUGGGGUCUCCAGAGCCUCUGGGAGAAGGAAGGGGGAAAUCAGCUUUGUCCCCUCAGGAGGGAUCUGGGCUAUCCAAAUGCUGAAGGGGUGUUAUGAAGCGCUCACAACCCCAGAGACUCCACUGACUCUAAGCAGGCCCCCUAAGAAGCUGGAAGUCUCUCUGGAUUAUGAAGGAGGAAGCCUAACCUUUUCAGAUGCAGAGACAGGAACUCUCAUCUUCACUUUCUCGGUGAAUUUCUGUGAGGAGGUCCUCCCCUUCUUUUGGCUCUGGGGCCAAGGGGCCCAGCUCACCGUAAAUCCCUGAAUUUUAGGGAAUCCUUUUCCCAUUGGGCUUCAGUUUCCACACCUAUGAAAUGAGGAAUAUGUGUGUAGGAGGGUAGGGACUGUCCCUUUCUUAUCCUACCAGUCUAAGCCUGCCCUCAAUGGAGGGAGCAGGUACCUAUAAACUGUGUCUAUAAAAUACCAACCAGAGGGGUCCCCUCUACAUACUCCCAGUCAUCCUGGACUCCAUCUUUUCUGAUAAUAUUCAUUUUCAUUUGCCAUUUAAUAUGCCCAUUCUUGGGGUAUUAUUGUGCUGUAAGGAAUGGAAAGCAGGAUAAUUUCAGAAAAAUCUGGAAAGACUUA